Hypanus sabinus (Atlantic stingray) is the source of this 12316-nucleotide messenger RNA. Its product is annotated as sperm-associated antigen 1-like. NCBI's taxonomy places the organism in Eukaryota, Metazoa, Chordata, Chondrichthyes, Myliobatiformes, Dasyatidae. The record is from RefSeq and is a predicted model, not a curated record. Gene Ontology annotation, cellular component: mitochondrion; cytosol. Gene Ontology annotation, molecular function: heat shock protein binding. The transcript has 19 exons. The coding region runs from base 8517 to 11507 and encodes 996 amino acids.
UCCUUCAGCUCUCGGUUUUUCUUCCGUUAUUUACUGUAUUCAAACACUUCAUGAUGUCCUAUUUGUUACUCUCUCUGUCAUAUCUCUUUACUAGGACAACCUAGGUCAGUACCUGACUAGCUGAGUUCCUCCAGCAUUUUGUAUGUUUGUCAGUGCUCUAUCACAAAUGUUCUCUUUCCACCGCAUCCCCUGAUCACCACUUUAAGAACGUUUUUCUUAGUGUUCUUCUGUUUUGCUGAACGGUUACUGAUUUGAACCAUUGACUUGAACCAUUUUCUCUCUCCACGGAAGCAGUCUGACAUGCUGAAUGUCUCCAGCACUUAUUUUUUGGUUUUUGCUCAGGAUUUCUGUGUCCCUUUUUUUGGAUGUAAUUUUGUGGUUACCUCAAUUGGUUGUUCACCAUUAGCAAGCUCAAGUAGAAAAUUGAUAGACUCCAUUUGUCGAAAAUCAAUUGAACAAAAAUACAUGUGCUAUUCUGGAUCUUACCGCUUGUGUCUUCUUGACUUUGAACUCUUCAGCACCGACAGCUGCUCAGUGGUACAUGGAAUGAAAUGGAUUGACAAAAGAGCUAAAAGUGACAAGCAAAAAAAGCAGUGAGUUAAUAUAUGGAAUAUGCUGUAGUAGUGGAAGUUCCUUAAGGUUGUCAUAGCCGGUGGAGGUGAGGGGUAUGGUGGUUAGUGGGGAUAAACUCCCACUAUCUGCAGGUACAGCAGGCAGUGAAGAAAGCUAAUGGCAUGUUUGCCUUCAUAACAAGGGAAGCUGAGUAUAGAAGCAAAGAGGUCCUUCUGCAGGUGUCCAGGGCUCUGGUGAGGCCACACCUGGAGUAUUGUGUGCAGUUUUGGUCUCCAAAUUUGAGGAAGGACAUUCUUGCUAUUGAGGGAGUGCAGCGUAGGUUCAUGGGGUUAAUUCCUGGGAUGGCAGGACUGUCAUAUGUUGAAAGAUUGGAGAGACUGGGCUUGUAUACACUGGAAUUUAGAAGGAUGAGAGGGGAUCUGAUUGAAACAUCUAAGAUUGUUAAGGGAUUGGACAUGCUAGAGGCAGGAAGCAUGUUCCUGAUUUUGGGGGAGUCCAGAACCAGAUGCCACAAUUUAAGAAUAAGGGUAGUCCAUUUGGAACAGAGUUGAGGAAAAACUUUUUCACCCAUAGAGUUGUGGAUCUGUGGAAUACUCUGCCUCAGAAGGCAGUGGAGGCCAAUUCUCUGGAUGCUUUCAAGAAAGAGUUAGAUAGAGCUCUUAAAGAUAGUGGAGUCAAGGGAUAAGGGGAGAAGGCAGGAACGGGGUACUGAUUGUGGAUGAUCAGCCAUGAUCACAGUGAAUGGCAGUGCUGACUCGAAGGGCCGAAUGGCCUACUCCUACAACUAUUGUCUGUUGUCUAAAUGCUCCCAAUGCUGUGUGUUUCAAAUAGCCCAUGACAAUCAAGUCCAACUCCUGGCCUUCAUGCUUCAUGUGUAGCUUGGCUACUAAGCCUGGUAGGACCAUUUCUACUGACAGGAGAAGGGCAAAGGCGGGUUACCGGUGCCUUAAAAUUAGUCGCUUUGGGCAGAUGGGGCUUGUCAGCCAUGGUUGAUAGCUCAUCUAGGAGAAGGAGAACUCUGAUAAAUCGGUGCUGCCUUGCAGCUAUAUCCACUCGUAGGGAUGGCUUCAGGAGUAAACCUGGGGAAAAUUCUGGAGCUGGAGUCACUAAGGCAGCCCUACAUUGAGAUCAAUGCUGACUGACAACUUGUGCAAUGCAGCUGGUGCCAAACAGUAUUGGUCUCUGCCAUUCCCUUGGAUUCAUCAGCUGCAUGGAGAGGGGGUAUCUGCUACAUGGGCAACAGCUUGCUCUCCAUAUUGUACUAGCCUAGCUUGCGUAUUGGCUUGAGUAUCGACUUGACCUUGCAACAACAACAAUAUUCAGGAGAGGACACCCCAGCUUUGCCUCAUGGCAUUAACACAACAUGAGAAGCAGCAGUUACCAGUUAUGGCCCACUAUGUUCAAUUGACGCAGUGUGUGGGUGGUGCUAGGGGUUGCUUCCAACGGUGGGGGAGAUGCUUGGAUCUCACUGGACAGCUACUGCCUGUUUUAAGCCGGGCAGCCCCCAGUCAAAAAGGUGCUGUACGACCAUGGUCUGCUUUCCUCACUGGGUGAGUGGGGAUUAGGUAUUAUCUGAACUGCACUCUGAAUGUGCUGCACUGUGCAGGACAACACAAUGAAAGAGACCAGCUCUAAAAUUGGAAUGUUAGAUUGUUUAGAUAAUCAUAACUGGCCUCUGAUACCCUCCAAUCCAUUUGUAAUGUCAGGAAGACAGGUGUAAUAAAAAAGGAGCUCAAAAGACUUCAUGUGGACAUAACCAAACUCCAGGAGAUGCAUCUGGCUGACUCAGGCACACUAAAGGAGAAAGAUUACACCUUUUUUCUGGCAAGGCAAGGGCCCUGAUGAGCCCAGAGAGCAUGGAGUAGACUCUGCAGUGAGGAACACCUUGUUGAAGAUGGUGAAACUAGGCAGCAUUGAAUCUGAGUAACUCCUUAUUCUUCACCUCAACAUCACCAAACAUCCAGUUACACUCUCACCAGUGUGUACGUUUCCACACUGGGCUCCACAUGUUAGGCAAAGAGUAUGUUUUAUGAGAACCUUGCAGCCACCGUAAGGAGUACCCCCAGCAAAGAACAUUUUGUUCUCCUGGGUGUGUUCAGUGCCAGAGGUGGUGCAGAUCAUGACUCAUGGACCUCCUGCCUAGGUCACGAUGUAGGCAAGAUGAGUGAGAGCGGACACCAAUUGCUAGACAUGAGAAAAUCUGCAGAUGCUGGAAAUUCAAGCAACACACACAAAAUGCUGGUGGAAUGCAGCAGGCCAGGCAGCAUCUAUAGGAAGAAGUAUGGUUGACGUUUCGGGCUGAGACCUUUCGCCAAUUGCUAGAGUUCUCCACCUACCAUACUUGAGUAUUAUCAACACAAGGUUUCCUGGAGACACCCUCACUCCAGACACUGGAGGCAGCUAGACUUGAUCCUAGUCAGGUGCUCCUUCAGCAGCAUAGAACAUAGGAUAGUACAGCAUCAGACCACAGUCAAAGAAAUUCCAUCAUACUAAACAAGAAGGAAACUCUUGCACUGAUGUCAGCAAGAUGUCUGGAGUAUUUGCUAAGUCCUUCAAGAAAGAACUGAGUGCCCAGCAGCCUGAAAACACUUUCACAGAGAAAUGGAAGUUUCUGUGGAUUGCCAUCUAUAGCACUGCCUUAGCUAACUGUGGAAAGAAGACCUCAAAAACACACGACUGGUUCAAAGCCACAUCCAACAAGAUGUCCCCCAUCAUUGAAGCCAAAUGUGCUGCCCCAGCUGAGUAUAAGCAUUCACCAGCUGAAAGGAAGGAUGCUAAAAGUUCAGCAGACUGCCAGGUGCUGUGCCAGCAAAUACUAGAUGGAGUUCAGUGAAGACAUCCGGACUGUAACACCAACAAGCAAUAUCGGGGGUAUGUAUUAAGAAAGUAUUUAAGAAAGCCCUCAGCCCAUCUCAGAGCAGGAUGGGUCCCUUCAAAUUCAUCAAUGGGGAAAUAAUUACAGUCAGGGGCAAACAGAUGGAGAAAUGGAUAGAACAUUACUCUGACCUCAACUCCAGAGUGAACACUGUCACCAUCUCAGCCCUGGACUCCUGAGUGCCUGCUGACAAUGGAAGAACUGGAUACAUAGACAACCCCAGAGGAGCUCAGCAAGGCCAUCGUCAGCUUGGCCUCAGGUAAGGCACCAUGUAAUGAUGGGAGUCCCCCAGGCCAGAUCAAACACUGUGUGAUAUGUAUGAUGAUGUGGGCAUCACUGGUAUGUGGCUGAAAGAAGAUUACAGCUGAGAGCUUAACAUCCAAGAAUAAGCAUUGUAUCAAAAGGACAGGCAGGUAGACAGAGGGAAUGGCAUGGUUCUGUUGGUGAAAAAUGAAAUCAAAUCAUUAGAAGGAGGUGAGAUAGGGUUGGAGGGUGUUGAAUUAUUGUGGGUAGAGCUAAGGAACUGCAAGGGUAAGAAGACUCUGAUGGAAGUUAUAUACAGACUCCCAAACAGUAGUAAGGAUGUGAUCUACAAAUUACAAUGGGAGGUAGAAAAUGCAUGCCAAAGAGGACAAUGUUAGAAUAGUCAUGGGGAAUUUCAAUAUGCAGGUAGGUUAGGAAAAUCAGGUUGAUGAUGGAUUCCAGGAGGGGGAUUUUCUAGAAUGCUUAUGAGAUGGCAUUUUAGAACAGCUCAUGGAUGAGCCCACUAGGAGAUCAGCUGUUCUGGAUUGGGUAUUGUGCAAUGAAACAGAAUUGAUUAGAGAGCUUAAGGUGAAGAAACCCUUAGAGGAAAGUGAUCAUAACAUGAUUGAUUUCACCCUGAAAUUUGAGAAGGAAAGCUAAAGUCAGAUGUAUCAGUAUUACAGUGGAGUAAAGGGAAUUAUAGAAGCAGGAGAGAGGAGCUGGCCAAAUUGAUUGGAAAAGGACUGGCAGAGAUUAUGGCAGAGCAGCAAUGGCUGGUAUUUCUAGGAAGCAAUUUGGAAGGCACAGGAUAUAUGCAUCCCAAAGAGGAGGAAGUAUUCUAUAGGCAAGAUGACUCAACUGUGACUAACAUGAGAAGUCAAAGUCAUCAUAAAAGCCAAAGAGAGGGCUAUAAUAGAGCAAAUGUUAGAGAAUUGGGAAGUUUUGAAAAUCAAUGGAAGUCAUCUAAAAAGUCCAUUAAAAAGAAAAGAAGGAAUACGAAAGUAAGCUAACCAGUAAUACUAAAGAGAAUACCAAAAUCAUCUUCAGAGACAUAAAAUACGAAAGGGAGGUGAGAGUGGAUGUUGGACCACUGGAAAACGUUGCUGGAGAUUUAGUAAUUGGGUACAAGGAAAUGGCGAACAAACAUAAGUAUUUUGCAAGAGACUUCACUGUGGAAGACACUAGCAGUAUGGUGGAAGUUCCAGAGUGUAAGGGGCAGAAGUGUGUGACGUUGCCGUUACUAUGGAGAAGGUUCUUGAAACUGAAAGGUCUGAAAGUAGGUAAGUCACCUGGACCAGAUGGUGUACAUCUGGGGUUCUGAAAGAGGUGGCUGAAGAGACUGGAUACAUUAAUAAUGAUGUUUCAAGAAUCACUAGAUUCUGGAAUGGUUCCAGAAGACUGGAAAAUUAUGAAUGUCACGCCACUCUUCAAGAAGGGAGAGAGGCAGAAAAGAGGAAGUUAUAGGCCAGUUGGUCUGACCUCAGUGGUUGGGAAGGUGUUGGAGUCGAUUGCUAAGGAUCUGGUUUUAGGCUAUUUGGAAGAACAUGAUAAAAUAGGUUGUAAUCAGCAUGGUUUCCUCAAGGAAAAAUCUUGCCUGACUAUUGGAAUUAUUUGAAGAAAUAACAAGCAGGAUAGACAAAGGAGAAUUGGUGGAUGUUGUGUACUUGAAUUUUCAGAAGGCCUUUGACAAGGUGCUACGCAUGAGGCUGCUUUACAAGUUAAGAGCCUAUGUAUUAUAGGAAAGAUACUAAGAUGGAUAGAAGAUUGGCUGAUUGGCAGGAGACAAAGAAUGGGAAUAAAGGGAGCCUUUUCUGGUUGGCUGCCAGUGACUAGUGGUGUUCCAUAGGGGUCUGUGUUGGGACCAAUUCUUUUUAUGUUAUAUGUCACUGACUUGGAUGAUGGAAUUGAUGGUUUUGUUGCAAAGUUUGCAGAUUAUAUGAAGAUAAGUGGAAAGUCAGGUAGUUUUGAGGAAGUAGAGAUGCUACUAAAGAAUUUAGACAGAUUAGGAGAAUGGGCAAAAAAGUGGUAGAUGGGGUAGUGUCGGGAAGUGUAUAGUCAUGCACUUUGAUAGAAGAAAUAAAAAGGUAGGCUCUUUUCUAAGUGGAAAGAAAAUUUAAAAAUCAGUUGCAAAGUGAUUUGGGAGUCCUUGUGUAGGAUCCUCUAAAGGUUAGUUUGCAGAUUGAGUCAGUGGUGAGGAAGGCAAAUGCAAUGUUAGCAUUAAUUUCAAGAGGACUAGAAUUCGUUUGCACAGGCAGCUGUGGAGGUCAAUUCUUUAGGUACACUUAAGGCAGAGGUUGAUAGAUUUUCGACUAGACAGGGCAUGAAAGAAUACAGGGAGAAGACAGGAGGUAAGUGGAUCAGCCAUGAUGAAAUGGUGGUCAGAUUUGAGGGCCCAAAUGACCUAAUUCUGCUACUAUAUCUUAUGGAUUACCCUAUUGCAUAUAGUCCUCUGUUACUGCUGGCAGGAGGGAGCUGUAGCACAGCAUAAGAAGGAUGCCAAGGUCAUUACCUUCUACAAAAAUAAAGGUGGGAGAAUUGACCGUAACAACUACAAGGGCAUCUCCCUCUUGAACGUUGUUGGCAAAGAAGUUGGCUGAACCUGUCUAUCUGGAAUCACAGAGUGGCUUCUGUGUUGGAAGGUCAACUAUAAAUUUUCUCUCCACUAGCUCCAGAAUUGUGGAGAACAAAAACAGUUGCUCUACAUUGCGUUUAUUGAUCAAGGCAUUUGACUUGAUCAGCAGAGAUGGGCCCUUUCAGAUCCUCUCUAAGUUAAGCUGCCCCCUAAGACUACAGACCAUGAUCAAAUCCUUCCACAACAACGUGAAAGGGACUGUGCAGUUUAGUGGCAACCCUUGGAGCCCUUUGACAUAAUUAGUAGUGUUAAGCAAGGCUGUGUUCUUGCCCCACGCUCUUUAGGGUCUUCUUUGCCCUUCUGAGGCGUGCAUUUGGCACUGCAGAAGAGGGGAUUUACCUCCGCACUAGAUCGGAUGGCUAGCUUUUUAACCUUGCUUGCCUAAGAUCCAAACCAAAGUGCUCGAGGUUAUGAUCAGUGACAUGCUGUUUGCUGAUGAUGCAGCAGUUGCAACCCAUUCUCCACAACACCCCCGGUUUCUCCCAGGCUGGCAAGCGAUUUGGGCUGACUAUCAUCCUGAAAAAGACAAACAGUUUGGGAAAAGACACAGUCAUAAAUUCAAACGCGGUGUUGUUCAUUAGUUGACAUACUUGGGGUCCAUAAUUACUGAUAACCUCUCCUUCAAUGCAGAAUUUGACAGGCGUAUUGGAAAGGCUGCAUGAACACUUCCCUGCCUCACCAGGAGACAUGAAGAAUUCCAAACUCAGUUAAGCAAAGAUAGCAAUUUACAACACUUGUGUCACCAGCACACUGCUGUACAGCAGUGAGGCCUGGACAUCAUAUGCUAAAUGGGAGAAAAGGCUUGGCACUUUUUAAGGGGACUUUGUCGUAUCUUGAGCAACUGGAGGGACAAAAGUACCCAAUGCUGAGGUUCUCUCAUGCUGGCCUCCCUAGCGUGUACAUUCUGCUCACACAGUGUAAGCUGCACUGGCUGGGUCACGUCAGCUGAAUGCAGGAUGGCCCCAUUCCAAAAGAUAUCCGCUGUGGUGAGCAGGCUUUCAGGUAAUGUAACCGCUGGCCACCCACAACUGUGCUAUAAGGAUGUCUGCAAGGGGAACAUGAGGUGCUGGAUAUCAACUUUGAGUCCUGGGAAGAACUUGCAGCUGAUUGCACUAAAUGCAGAAGCACCCUGAAACAACACCUUAAGUCAGGUGGACAAAUUCAUGAAAGCAGCAGAAGACAAACAAGCGCAUAGAAAGGAACGCUGCAUCUCCAGCAGGCUGAGACUACUUAUGGAUGAGAGCUUUGCAACAGAGACUGCCGCUCUCGCAUUGAUCUUGCACUGCGCCAAUAACAUUGAUAGCUGGGACAUAACAUCUGUGGUUGACCUCAGCCAGCAUAAGUGGAGGAAGAUUUAAUUUUAGCAUUCUGUAGGGAGUUGAAUAAAUAAACAUCUUUUGAGAAAUAAUUUGCAGUGCUAUGGAGAGAGUGAGACCAGCUCAAUUAUUCUCCUGUGGAGCUAUUACAGACUCAACAGGCUGCAUGGACACCUGCAUUUGCUGUAACUAUUUGAGAUGGAGAACAAUACAUGGAUGUGAUCAGAAGUUCUUUAUCUGUGAUUACUGUUACCAGGAGAAACGAUAUAUGAGAUGACAGGGACAAAAGGUGACUGAGAAUAUCGGUCUGGAAUUUUAUACCAAGGAAGAAGAGAUCAUGGAAGAAUGGAAGAUGAAUUAACUCGCAAAUGCUUUUCAUAUUGUUGGAAUCUUUUACUGUAUUUUAUUUUCCAUGAUUCAUUUCUUGGCUAUCAUUUCCUGAUUAAUAAAAUCUUCUCAAUCCUUACGAUAACUAGAAGACACAAGAGAUUUCAGAUGCUAGAAUCUGGAGCAAAAAAAACAAAAUGCUGGAAGAACUCAGAGGGUUGAGCAGUAUCUGGGAUUGAGAGAGAGGAGAAGUGCCAAUGUUCUGAGUCUCAACAAUCUUUAAUUGCUCUUCCCUUACGGAAUGCUUUUCCCUUUGCAUUUUUAUUUCUUUAAAAUGUAUAUUUCUAGAUGAUUUAUAAAUUUAUAAGUUAUUAAUUCUUAUUUACUGCCCUAUGGAGAAUUUCACCUUUGCUUUCUGUGUCCCAGAUAAUUUUUGGUUUUCUGAAGAAAAAAGAUAUUUGAAGAUCAAGAUAUGCUAUUGUCUUCCGGGCAGUAGUAAUCCUUUUUGUAUGCUUCUAACACAUAGACCACAUUCUUAGCACCUCAAGCCAUGAGCUCUGAAUCAGUUAGCUCCCUAAUGUACCAAGGAACCACCAAAAGAUACAACUUACCGGUUGAACACCUGGAUUACAGCUAUAUAGAAAAAUGCACAGAUGUGAAGUAUCUGGAAAAGAUUUUGAUAGUGUUAAGGUCGGGUGACGAGGGGUAUUAUCCUGAUCUGACAGCAUUUUGUGAAAAAAGAGUUCAAGAGAUGGAUCCCAGAAGUCGAGCCCUUCGUAAAAGCAAUUUACCGGCAACUGCUGCAGACUUCAAUAAAGAAGAGUGGCAGGAAAUUACCACAGAUUUUAAGAAUUGGACAGACAAAAUGAAGAAAAAUGAAAAUGAAGAGAAAUACCAAAAAACAGCGGCUGGAGGUUUUAUUUCAGAAAACUAUGUUCCUGUUCGUGGGAUCAAUGCUUCACUUCUUUCCCACCAGAAUGGCUUUGGGGAAAAGAAAUCAACGGUAAAGAAAAGGAUGGCUCCCAGAGAUUACAGUGAAUGGGACAAAUUUGAUGUGGAGAAAGAAUGUGCCAAAAUUGAUGAAGGCAAGGAAGAAAGUAAAUCUAAAACUAUCUUCAAUGAUUCAAUUUCUGGAAUAGAGAAGAGCAUUGAUACAACAGGCUUGACUGACCAAGAAAAAGUGGUUUUAGCUGAUCGGGAAAAAGACAAGGGGAAUGAAGCUUUCCGAGCUGGGGACUACAAAGAAGCAUUGCUUUACUACACUAGAAGCAUAUCAGUGAUGCCAAAUGUAACCGCAUUUAACAAUCGAGCUCAAGCUGAAAUUAAGCUUCAGGAAUGGAAGAAGGCUCUUGAUGAUGCUGAAAAGGUAUUAGAAUUAGAUCCUGGCAAUUUAAAAGCAUAUCUGCGUCAUGCCACUGUUCACAAACAUUUGGGCAACCAUCAAGAAGCAAUAGAUGAUUUAAAGAAAGUGUUGCAAGCAGAACCAGACAAUUCCAUAGCCAAGAAUUUGCUUCAGGAACUUGAGCGGAAUCUGAAAGACUUGCAACCUCCCAUGAAAACACAGAGGAAAGGGAAAAAGAUAUGUAUUAAAACAAUAGAAGACUCUGAUGAGGAAGAGCAAAGAGAAUGUGCAGACAAAAAUAAAGAUCCUAAUACACCGGUGGGCAGAGAAACAUCAAAGGUAAAUGCUGUCAUGGGGAAUGUUCAGAAAAAAUGUUCACCCACUCGAGAAAGUCAGACUAAAGAGAAGAAAAGUGGCAAUACUGCAGCACAGAAAAACAAUAAAGAUUCUGAUGGUAAUUUAACAGGAUUAAGGGAAACAGAACGAAGUAGACACAAACAUGAAACAAAAAGUGAAAAUGUCAAGAAUAUUUCAGUUUCAGUGCUAAGAGAAGGCCAAGAAUCUCCGAGAACUGACUCCAACCAGAUUCUUUCCCCUGGGUCAAGUUCACAGACAGAGAAAGAAGCGAACAGCCUAGGGGCUCUGCCUUCUGCUGUAUCAAAGCUUAAGAGUGAAGGAAAUGAACUGUUCAAAACUGGACAAUUUGGAGAUGCAGUGAUGAAAUACAGUAAAGCUAUUACAGAGCUUUCUGAAUCAGGGGUGGAUUGCCCAGCAGAAUUCAGCAUCUUGCUAUCAAACCGAGCGGCGUGCUACUUGAAGGAUGGAAAUUGCAGUGAGUGCAUAAAGGAUUGUACAAGGGCAUUGGAGCUGCAGCCAUUUUCUAUAAAGCCACUUUUGCGACGAGCUAUGGCCUACGAUUCCAUAGAGCGAUAUCGACAAGCCUAUGUGGAUUAUAAAACGGUCCUUCUCAUAGAUAAUAGGAUCCAGGUUGCAAAUGACAGUGUCAACAGGAUAACUAAAGCAUUAAUAGAAGAAGAUGGAUCAGAGUGGAGAGAAAAGUUGUCAGCAAUCCCAGUGGUCCCUGUUUCUGCACAGAUCCAUAGAGGGGAAGGCAAUUCUAUAACCACUGUAAUUGGAAACAAGUCUCAAAUUGCCAGUGGGAGCGAAGAUCAAGUUCAAGGCUGCAGCAACGGUACAACACAUCCAGACUUGGGUAAAGAUGUAGAAGAACGUUUUAUGUCCUUAAAGCAGCAAGGGAACAGUUUUGUGAAAAAGACACAGUACAAGGAAGCCAUCACUAAGUAUAGUGAAUGCCUAGAGCUGAAAUCCAAUGAAUGUGCAAUUUACACAAACAGAGCAUUAUGUUAUCUGAAACUUAGUCAAUACAAGGAGGCUGAAGACGAUUGUAACACAGCUCUGCAGGUGGAACCCACCAAUAUAAAAGCAUUGUAUCGAAGGGCUCUGGCUUAUAGAGGAUUGAAAAACUACACCGCCAGUAUCAAAGAUCUCAAUAAAUUACUGGAGCUUGACUCAAAUGUUACUGAGGCACAGAAAUUAUUGCUGGAGGUGUCUGAAAUUCUGGAAAAAUUAGGAAGUGGAGCCUUCUCCAAGACCAGCAGUCAAGAAAAGCAGAGAAAAAAUAUCCAGAUACAGGAGGUUGCUGACAGUGAUGAAGAGGAGAAUGAAGGCAAAACCUCUGCUGAUCAUGAAAGUGUACGCAGUCUCAAUGUUGGACAAGUGGAUCCCAUGGUAACUGAACGUCCAUCAAAUGGACAAGAGAGUUGUGGAAGUUCCCAUUUACCUUCAGAAAAAAAUAUUCAUUUCAAGCCUACAAAUGCAUAUGAAUUUGGCCAAGCCCUGAAUGUGGUGCAAGCUAAGGUAGAUCUUGCUGGAUGCGCAGAACUGCUAAGGAAUGUAGAACCUGAAGAUCUGCCAUCCAUGAUGAGCAAUAAACUGGAAGCUGAUGUGUUCAUUAUGAUUAUUCAGGCUAUGAAGGAGCACCUUUUAGUACAGUAUCCCGGCCUUGUGUAUCGGUAUCUUGUUCAUCUAUGUAAAGCAGAAAGAUUCAAGAUUGCAUCAGUGAUUGCUGGUAAAGAAAGAAAUCAAGUGGAAGAACUCUUUAGCAGUUUGCUACAGAUGAAGAGCACCGAGUUUACCUCUGAAGAUGUACAAAAUCUAGCAAGAAACUAUGAUAUAUAGUACUUUUUUAGGAGUCAUAAUAUUAAUAUAUUAAAAUGCAACUCAGGUAGCUAGAAACUAUGGAACUCUUAUCACUUGCAGCCUCAUCACUUUUAAUCUGUGUUAAUUCUUUAUUGAAUCAAAAGAAAUGACCUAAAUGUCUCUCAGCCAAGUACCUCACCAUACCCCAUUCAAGUAGGUUUCAUUCAUCCACAGGAAUGAGUUGUUGAUUAUUUACUUAAAGGAACAUAGCCAUUUUCAAAGUUGUGGCCUCAUUUCUUGAAUGAACUAGCACAAUGUAUCUAUUCCUCCUGUUGAACAGUUUCAAAUCCCCAUUGUCAAACAAAGAAUAAAGAACAAUUACCUUGUUGUUUAUCAACGCUGUUCUACCUUUCAGUGAUUUAAGUUCAAGUUUCAGAAUAGUUUUAUUAAAAGAGAUUUUUCCUUUGCUUGGUUCUUUAUUAGAAUGAAUGGUUUAUGGUUGUGGAUUGCCUGGUGAAGGCUACUAAUUUAUUCAUACUCAUUGGAAUUAAGCAUACUUGCUAUGAUAAAACCUUGAAUACUGAAUGUAGACUGCAGUAAAUCUGUAGUUAUGUACAGCUGUAGUACAAGCUAUUGCCAGUCUGUGAUAAAACUUACUGCACUACGAUGCACUCUUUCAGUUAAGAUCAAAGACCUGUAAAAAAUAUUUCAGCUUGUAAUGUUAUUGCACUGUGGAAAUAAACUAUACUUGUAUUGAUAACUCUUUUUGCCAAAAAAUUUUCUCAAUAAUUUUGCAAGAUGUUUGCAGAACCUUGACUAAAAAUAUACAAUGAUGCUGACUUGUGUAA